UAUAAGCUAGGGUUAUGGUCCCCAGACGUCAGAAGAACAUUCGAUAUCUCUGUAUUCUCUCGGCAGACUAUUGCAAAGAAUGUCUCUGAUCGUUUGGAAGAUCCAUAGCCGCUGCAAAGCAAUUCCGCCGUUCAAUUCGUUAUGGAUCAAGUUAUGGCUUCUAAAGGACGAAGGCAACGUAAAAAAAAUGUUCGUUUACAAGACGAACCAAAUAUAUCACAUCAAAGAUUGACAAAUCCUGAAGAUUUUACUACUAAGACUACAUUAGGCAGAAGAAUUUAUAAUAGAAACAUACAUCAAGAAGAGUCAAACACAGUCACACAUUCAAACCAUGAGGAUAUGAUUAUUGACAUUGAACAAGAGGAAGAUGAAGUUACCAUGUCUUUUCUAGGGGAAUCACAACAACAUACUGUCCAACAUAUCGGUGAGUUGCUUGUGGAAUUACAUCAACUAAUCGAUGCUCAAGCCCAAUCUAUCAUACCAGCAAAGAUCGGGCAGCAAUCGCUGACCGAGGAGGCUCCGGGCAACAACUCGGUCAUGGAGGCCUCCGCAGUCACGCACCACUUUAGAAUUUGUCCCCACCUGUGUAGUCCCCAAUAAGGUGAGUGCAUUUUCCACAAAUAAGAGUAAUACUCUCUUCGUCUACGAUCAAUAGUCCACCUUUUUCCGUUUUAGG
Salvia hispanica is the source of this 676-nucleotide messenger RNA. NCBI's taxonomy places the organism in Eukaryota, Viridiplantae, Streptophyta, Magnoliopsida, Lamiales, Lamiaceae. The record is from RefSeq and is a predicted model, not a curated record.